AUGGAAACGGACGAUCCCUACUGGUACAACACCUUCCUGCACAACCCGCCCAGAGAGGUCACUAUGGCAUACACAGACUUCCUCCUAGCCCAGCAAGAAGGAGUGUGCAAUUGCAAGUGGGUGACCUACUGUGGCAAGCUCGCCGGGCCAAUGCAUGUUGCGUUGCCUUGCUGUGGCAUCGAUGGUUCUGGCUGGGCCUUGAAAGCAAUGAAGGCCAAUUUUUGUUGCAACAACGUGUAUGACCUGGAAGCUAGGUACACGCAGUACUUGGAAAAGUACAUGACCGAAGGCUCUGCUGCCCAACUUCACCUAGGGCCCUCUGAAGGAAAUGUUCUCCAAACAGACAUUUCCACAUGGGAACGACCAACCCAUGUUCUGCUGGCAGGGCCACCAUGCCCUCCGUGGGCGGGCAAUGGAUGUCACCGAGGAGAACGUGACGAGCGGGCCACCGUUUUCCUCCAUAUAGUGAAAGUGGUGGGCGCUCUUGCCAAGUGCGGCGAGUUGCAGGCAGCAUGCUUGGAGAAUGUGAAGGGUAUACUCCACAAGGGGAAAGACCAAAAGGACUCUUUCAUGCAGCGGCUGGUCACCACUUUACGAAGUGAAAUUCCCGAGUUCCUGUGGGAUGUCUCUGUGCUUAAAGCAAGGGAUUACUGCCUAGCGCAGGAUCGAACUCGAGUGUUCCUGAGGGGGAUCAGGUCCAGCCUUUGCCCUGCAGGAGAAGUUCCGCCAGUGCUGCCACCCUUUGGCCAAAGAGAUCUAAAAGAAUUUUUGGCCCCAGGCUUGCCUCCUGUGGACAGAAAGGCUUUGACAAAGUGUAUGCAAAAGAACCUGCAGGACGCACAGGAACAGUUGAGACAGCUGCACGCCGAAGGCCAGCUGUCCAUGGACGAUGUGGUGUGCUACCCACUUGACAGAGCCGAUGAGAAAACCUACAAGCGCCAGGUGUGUCAAAACAGAACGCCUACUCUUUUGACUGGCAACUCCUAUCUGUUCAUUUCCGAUGUCAAUGUGGAUGCUCCAGAUGCACAGCGCCAGUGGUUUCGCUUCUUGUUGCCCGAGGAGCGUUUUACAUUGCAAGGAUUCCCCAGUGAGAUCUCCAGCUCUUUCCGCAGCACCGCCCUCAAGGUGAAAGCAGCUGGCAAUGCGUACCCAGUGCCUUUGAUUGGCGCUGCUGUGGCUGGUUUACUGCAGAAAAUCACAUCUCUGCCUGACACGCAGGAACCGCUGGAAGACCCCAAGCGCCUCUGCGAACAGCUGGAGGAAGUCAUGUAUGGUUCGGGAAACAACAAGACAGCUCCAAGCAAGACGUCCAAGAUGAAGAGGCCAGCUUCGGGAAGCAUGAUGGCCAAGGAGAACCCAGCUUCCUCAAGCACCGCGAAGCCGGCUCCUUCAAAGAGAGAAAUCAAAAAGAAACCAAGGAGCAGCUUCAAGAAGUUGGAAAAACACAACGAGGAGAAGAAGGAUGCCGGGAACCCAGCCGAAGAAGGUCUGAAAAGGCCUGCGUUGCAAGCCCAAAGCAGCAAGCAGGCUAGCCUGCGCAGUGCCAAGCAUGAGGGGCAAGCCAUGGCUGAAGCUCGUUUCGUGGGCAUGCUGGAUUACUUAGAAGCCUUGCGGCUAAUUGCAAUUCUUUACCUGGCCUCUCACAAAGGGCCUGCCGACGAGCUCCAGUUCAAUGCCAAGCAAGCGCUGAGCACUUUGAAUACUUUGAAAACUAUCCUCAGAGGAAUGCAGGCGCACCUUAACUCUGGCUUGAAGUUUUAUCCAUCUGAUCCCUCUGAACUUGCGGAAGAUCUUUUCCGCAAAGCUUAUUCACAAGAGAAACCAGCACAGUGCCCUUUGGAGGAAGCCGGCUUGCAUUUUCUGCGCAAAGUGCUGCCUGCCCGGGACACGCACAGUUCUGUACGCGGGCAAUUUGGGAAGCCUGGCUUUUCCAAUCACACACCAUCGGGCGGCAGCAUGGCCGACAUGUUUGGCAUGAUGCAGACAUUCAUGCCUAUGCUUUGCAAUCAGUUUGGAGGAGGGAAGGGGUUGGACCUGCAAAUGUUUCCACAAAGGAAGAAGAAGAGUUGGGCGGCUGCAGCACCAUUGGCGCUGGAGGCCCCUGCAGAUUCGCCUGCAGCUGAGACUGCCAAGGUCGAGCCUUCCCCUGGCGAGGAGCCAGCAGCGAGCCCAACAGAGAAGAUUGAAGGCGAGAACAGUGCAACACCAAGCCUUGGAGGCUUGGCUUCCAAAGAUGUUGAUAAAAUGGCGCAAGAGGUUCUUGCUGCGCUCGGUGAAAAGAAGGAAAAGAAUGGUAAAGCAGCUGCAGCACCGGCCAAGAAAAAAACUCCCAAAAGCAAAGCGAAAGGUCCAAGCAAGAAGGAUGAGAAGGAUGCAAAAGAUGAGGGCCCACCGCCCAAGAAGAUGAAGGCAGCCCUUCCUUUUCCUGGAGAAGGUCCUGCCGAACCCUUGCACUACUGCAAUGCGACCAUUUACAUUUGUCCAAACAGCUCUAGCUACCGAGUGAAAUUGGCCGGCGAGCGGAAAGACAAAUCCUUUUCCUGGAAUGCUGGGGCCGAGUGA
Messenger RNA from Durusdinium trenchii, 2562 nucleotides. NCBI's taxonomy places the organism in Eukaryota, Dinophyceae, Suessiales, Symbiodiniaceae. The record is from the annotation of a GenBank genome assembly.